CAGUAUUAUUGUGCAUAUAACGAACCAGUAAUUAUACAUGUAUCUAGAAAUUUAUUCAUCAGGAAAUGUUAAUAACUUUGAACAUAGUAUUCGAAACGUUACACUUUUAGAACAAGUCGGCCAUUUCCCAAGAGUAUUCCAUUAUUUUGUUACUUUAGAGAAACAUUAUUUUCGAGAGUCAUGUGUUGAAAUAAAAUAAGUGUACUUAAAGAAUGAAAGAACCGUCGAAUAAGGUAACGCACUGUUUGGCAUAGUAUUUCAAACAUCGUUAUCUGAUAGAUGCCCAGACCAAAGAAGUGUAUUUCAUAUAGGAUGAGUUGUGUUUUCUUGGUCAGUCCAUCGUGAUCUCGUUACUUUAAUCCAAAUAACAAGUAAUCGCGAUUUAUAAUGUAAAUUGCAGAUUUCGGUGAUUCCAUGUUGAAAGAUGUAUUUGCGAAGUGUCGGUUUCCUUUAGCACGUUGUUUUUCUUUACAGUUUUAUCGUGUAAUAUAAAGUGGGGAUUCGGUGAGAUUAUGGACGCCCCCUAGUAACAAACGUGCGUCACAGCGUGUAGCGUCUCGCACGUAGACACUGUCAAGCCGAAAUCUCGCGGGUUAGUUACAAGACUGGCAACGAAUCGAUGUAAACAAGUAUUAUAAAGAUGGUGGUGAUCAGUGAUUUCUUUCGUCGUGACGAAUAAUCGCGAUCGAAUUGUUGCAUGAUUUUGUACAUUCCGUACGGAUAUAACGAGGCUAAUUUCGGCUACUGUCACAAAUCAUCGAAACAUGCUGUUUUCGGUAAAGGAAGUUACUUACAGAUAUAAACAAAGACUGAUAAUAAAUUCUCAGAGAAAUUGGACUGAAUUUGAUUGGAAUAACUUUUUAUUGGUUUUUUACGAAUUUCUUAUCGUAUGCUUUCUUUGUGUAAGGUUUUAUAAAAUUCUAAUCUGACGUUCCGAGGUGCCUUUUAAACGUUAUUCAUUGUUGUUUUUUUUUUUUUUUUAUUUUUAUUUGCAGGAGCAGAAUAAAAGUAACGUGCAAAAUGUUUAGUUUUCAUAAACCAAAGGUGUAUCGGUCUAGUACUGGUUGCUGCAUUUGUAAAGCUAAGUCUAGCAGUUCAAGGUUCACAGACAGUAAAAAGUACGAAGAUGAUUUUAUAGAGUGUUUCCAACUCGAGGAAAGGCGAACUGGAGAAAUUUGUAAUGCUUGCGUACUCUUGGUAAAAAGGUGGAAGAAAUUGCCUGCAGGAAGUAAUCGUAAUUGGAGACAUGUUGUCGAUGCACGUGCAGGACCUGGCAUCAAGUCACUAACGAAAUUCAAAUCAAAGAAUAAAAAGAAAAUGAAAGAUUUGCCAGAAAAAUUUGAGAAGAUUAUGAAGAAAAAACACAUUUAUUUGAAGACGGAUAGAGAUCGUGAACAAAGUCCAGCGAUGAGCGAUGACUUAACAGAAGAUUAUUUAAACGGAAAUGGUAGCAAAGGUUCAAGUCGAGCUGGCAGUCCUAUAGGAAGUGAUGAUAUUCCAGUUAUUGAAAAACAGAUAGAUAUGCAAGAUGUGACUGAAUCAAAGAAUGAUUUAACUGUAAAUGGUUUCAUUGAUCUGUCCUACUUUAAGAGGGAGAUCAUUUGUUGUGGAACAAUAUUCAAGGGUCCAUAUGGAGAAGUUAUAGUGGAUCCUUCGUUAAUAAAGCCUUGUAUUGGUUGUAUAGCUAGGCAGCAACGACAACAACAAACAAAUGCAUUAAGCCGCAGUCCUGCGCAUAGUUCUGCAUCAGCCAGUCCUGUCCACAGUUCUGCGUCUGCUAGUCCUGCCCAUAGCGUAGAGUCUGGUACAGAGACUGCAGUCUCUAAACAGACAAGUAAAACGUUUAGUGAUUCGUCGUCAGAUUCCGGCUAUGAUGAAUCUUCCAACCAAGGAGUUGGUGAGAGUAAGAUAACCAAAAUUAUUCAAAAUGCGAGUGCUACUGUUAAACCAGCAGUAAAAAUACAACCGUUGAAAAGUGUUCAACUAAAAGCUAUACCAGUAUCGGAAGCUGUCAGGUUAAAAACAGAUAUGCCAAUCAAAUUGGUACCUAUAAAACAAAUUGAUCAACUAUCUUGUAAGCCAUUGUCUUUAGUUUCUUCUGCCAAUGUUACUUUAAGCAGUAGUACUUCACACUCCAUUGUUACCGUCCCAAAUAAUCCACUUGUCGAUUUUGCCAUGCACGCAGCCUCUUCCAGGCAAUCAGUCUCUAAUUAAUGUCAAUCUCUCAUAGAGUUUUAAUUUAUUUUUUUCUUAUAAUAGUUAGUUGUAUGCUACGAUACAAAAUUGUGUGUUAAGUAUGCAACCAUUACUAUCCCAGAUAACAAAGGCUCUGGAUGAGAGUGUUUAAGUUUUAUGAUAUCGAGCACACA
Molecule: messenger RNA, 2369 nt
Organism: Hylaeus volcanicus
Lineage: Eukaryota; Metazoa; Arthropoda; Insecta; Hymenoptera; Colletidae
Exons: 6
Coding region: 1021-2214 (397 amino acids)
Biological process (GO): negative regulation of cell migration
Source: RefSeq, a predicted model, not a curated record